AUGGCCAUAGGGGCACCGGACGAUGCUUGUCUCCUGAAUUAUACUAAGUACCCAUACGAACCACCUGGCGAAUGUAUCAGCCGGAAGGUAGUGGUGAGGGAGUGGGACAGCAUCACAACCAACAGCUGCUGUCGGAACGCUCUCAAUGCCUUCUCUCAGGCACUUGCUCUCCAGGCCCUCCAGAACGACUACAUCUUCCUCCACGAGAAACAAUGGCUACAUUGUCAAUUCCCCGUCCCGCCUCAAGACUCGAUUGAUAUCAAUGCCUGUGGUUUCCACCACCUAAACCGGGAUAGCAGCGUCUGUUCCUCGCUUUCAUUGUCCUCAUUCAGGACUACCUACGUCGGGGAAUAUUCGUCUGUCCUUGAAAAAUGCUCCAAUUUUGAUUCUCUCACCUUCAAUGAUAGUUGCCUUAGCUGCACCUACCAUAUAGAAGAAAUGAGAGAGUAUUUAAUGGGGCAACUUCACCUGAAGGAUAAUGCGACGGAGAGGGACAUUUGCGGUGUUGCGGUUGUCAUUGCGGUUUCCGCCAAUAAAAUAGAGAAUGAAACUUGGGUUGAUAAUUACUAUAGGUGUUUACCUGCAUUGGACAAAGGCGAUCCUUUCUACUUCAAAAUCAAGUAUUCAACGUUGAAGAUUAUAAUAUGGAUCAUCAUACCAACGUUCGUAUUAAUACUGACUUUGGUGGUCGGUAAACACGUUGUCAAGGAGCACAUGAAGAAGAAGAAGAAGAAGAACGCUAAGUUCCUUGAAGGGAAAAGAUCCAGGACAUGGUCUGGACUUUAUAGAUUCUCAAAAGCGGAAAUUGAAAGUGCAAUCAACUUCAACACUCGCAAGGUAUGUUUGGGCUCGGGAAGCGCUGGUCGGGUUUUCAAAGGUAUUCUUCCAAGUGGACAGAUCGUAGCAAUCAAGCACAUUUUUAAGGACAAUACGUCGGAUCGUUUUACAAGGGAAGUAGAAGGUUGGUCGAGGAUUCGGCAUCCUAACCUGGUUUGUCUCUUCGGUUGCUGCGAGGAAGAUGGGGAUCAGUACUUAGUGUAUGAGUACUGUUCUUAUGGAAAUCUAGCUCAACAUCUCCAAAGGAGUGACAGCUUUCUUUCAUGGGACAUAAGGGUGAAAAUCAUGAGAGAUUGCGCCCUCGCACUAAGGUUUCUCCACAGCUAUCCAGACGGUUGCAUUGUUCACAGAGACAUCAAGCUUACAAACAUUCUACUGACUGAGGACAUGGAUCCAAAGCUCUCAGAUUUUGGGUUGGCGAAGAUGCUUGGGAUGGACGAAACCAGGGUGUUCACAGAUGCAAAAGGGUCCAUUGGAUACAUGGACCCUGAAUACAUGACCAACGGCAAGCUCACUUCUGCUAGUGAUGUCUAUGGCUUUGGCAUUAUCACCCUUCAAAUCCUAUCAGGAAAGCAAGUGUUUGAACUGGAUCGUGAUGCACGUGACAAUCUGACGAGGACGGCCAAAGAGGUGCAAAUGCAGAAACGCCCACUUUCUGAUUUUGAAGACCCAAGGAUGGAAGGAAACUACAACGCGGCCGACUUUGAAUCCAUCCUAUACAUCGCGGUUCUAUGCGUUGCUAACUCAAGCAAGGGACGGCCCACCAUCAACGUGGUUUUCGAAGAAAUGGACAAAGUUUGGAGAAAUACAGAGGCCAAUAUGGUUGGAACAUGAAUCUUUCUGCUACUAAUCUUGUAUGGAGAUGUUAGGAUUAUGUUAAUACCUGAUUUUU
This is a messenger RNA of Magnolia sinica, 1729 nucleotides long. RefSeq names its product probable serine/threonine-protein kinase PBL21. Gene Ontology annotation, molecular function: ATP binding; protein kinase activity. The transcript is spliced from 8 exons. Gene Ontology annotation, biological process: protein phosphorylation. Lineage: Eukaryota; Viridiplantae; Streptophyta; Magnoliopsida; Magnoliales; Magnoliaceae. The coding region runs from base 1 to 1671 and encodes 556 amino acids. The record is from RefSeq and is a predicted model, not a curated record.